AGCUGCUGCACACCGGCCUACAGAAGCGCUCAGUUAUUAUAGGAAUAGUGAUCUUAUAAUAAUCAUAUUACAAACAUUACCUGAUGCAUAUGAUUUAGAUGAUUACAGUAGAGGAUAACAAUAGAAGAUGAGUAAUAUACUGCAUGCUGCGGCUGAAGUGAAGUGGAAUAAGAGCACAGCGGUUAAACGGGCCGUAUUUCUUACUGCUGCUGCAUACAGUAUUAAAACGCUUUAUCCCAUCAUUUAUAAACGCCUCUGCCACAAACAACACCCUGAGAGCAAAGACACCUGCACAUCUGAACACAACGGCAACAAUGGACUGAAGGACAGAACUGCGUCAGAUACAGUCUCUGGUCCUGAUGACAGUCGCAGAUCGCCGGGUGUGGAUGCCCGUUUCUUCAAACAGAUCCUCUCACUAAUGAGAAUUGUCUUUCCAAAACUGGCCACUCGUGAACUCGCUUUGCUGUGUUUGCACUCAGCAGCUCUGGUAUCUCGGACCUUUUUAUCUAUCUACGUGGCUGGUUUGGAUGGUAAGAUUGUUAAAAGCAUUGUGGAAAAAGAGCCACGCAGCUUUGUGGUCAAGCUGAUAAAAUGGCUACUUGUGGCACUACCAGCAACAUUUGUCAACAGUGCAAUCCGUUACCUGGAGGGCAAGCUGGCACUAGCUGUGCGCACACGCCUUGUCGAACGUGCCUAUGCCACCUAUUUCGCAGAGCAGACGUAUUACCGUGUGGGCAACAUGGACUCCCGAUUAGCCAACCCUGACCACUCGUUGACGGAGGAUGUUGCGAUGUUUGCGCAGUCUGUUGCCCACCUUUACUCAAACCUGACCAAACCGGUGCUGGAUGUCAUCCUGACCUCCUACACGCUCAUACAGACUGCUAGGUCUCGGGGAGCUGGGGCUGCCGGGCCCACCAUGCUGGCUGGACUUGUGGUAUUUAUCACCGCCAAAGUGCUGCGAGCAUGCUCCCCAAAGUUUGGCCAGCUUGUUACUGAGGAGGCACGCAGGAAGGGGCACCUACGGCAUGCGCACUCCAGGAUCAUCAACCAUGCGGAGGAGAUCGCUUUCUAUAGCGGCCAUAAGGUCGAGAUGCGUCAGCUGCAGAAGUGCUACAAGGCUCUGGCAGGGCAGAUGAACCUGAUCCUGUCUAAGAGGCUGUGGUACAUCAUGAUCGAACAGUUCCUCAUGAAGUAUGUGUGGAGCGGAUGUGGUCUGGUCAUGGUGGCAGUGCCCAUCAUCACUGCCACCGGCUUUGCUGAUAACGAACUCGCCAACGGUCAAACACAAGUGUUAGUUAGUGAGAGGACAGAAGCCUUUACCACCGCUCGCAACCUUCUUGCUUCAGGAGCAGACGCCAUCGAGAGGAUUAUGUCCUCCUACAAAGAGGUCACUGAGCUUGCUGGAUACACAGCCCGUGUCCACAACAUGUUCCUGGUGUUUGAGGAGGUACAGAGGGGCGUGUACAAACGCUCUAUGGUCUCUGCAACGACAGAAACGGGAGAGAAGAAAAGUGGUGCCCGGCCUGAGCUGCACAUUGAUGGCCCUCUAGAAAUUAAAGGCAAGGUGAUUGAUGUGGAUAAUGGUAUAGUGUGUAAGGAUGUGCCUAUCAUCACUCCAAAUGGGGAUGUUGUAGUGUCCUGCCUAAACUUCAAGGUGGAGGAGGGCAUGCACCUGCUGAUCACCGGACCUAAUGGCUGUGGAAAGAGCUCUCUCUUCCGAAUUCUCAGUGGUCUCUGGCCUGUGUACGGGGGUCUGCUGUACAAACCUGCUCCACAACACAUGUUCUACAUCCCACAGAGGCCUUACAUGUCUAUUGGGACGUUGCGAGACCAGGUGACCUACCCAGACUCUGUGGAGGACAUGUACGAGAAAGGCUACCGGGACAAAGACCUGGAGGAUAUUCUGGAUAUCGUCAACCUCAAACACAUCGUUACCCGUGAAGGAGGCUGGGAGGCAGAGGUGGACUGGAAGGACGUACUGUCAGGAGGAGAGAAGCAGAGGAUGGGCAUGGCUCGCAUGUUCUACCACAGGCCUAAGUACGCCCUGCUUGAUGAGUGCACCAGUGCUGUCAGUAUUGAUGUGGAGGGCAAAAUAUUCCAGGCUGCAAAGGAUGCUGGGAUCUCCUUGCUGUCGAUUACGCACAGGCCAUCUCUAUGGAAGUACCACACACACCUGCUGCAGUUUGACGGAGAGGGGGGUUGGAGGUUUGAGCAGUUGGAUACGGCCACUCGGCUCUCUUUUACUGAAGAGAAGCAGCGUCUGGAGACUCAGCUAGCAGGCAUUCCAAAAAUGCAACAGCGACUGAAUGAACUGUGUAAGAUCCUGGGUGAGGAUUCGGUCCUGAAGACCACUGAGCCCAAAGAGGAUGAGUUAUAGGUGAAGGUAUACCUACACCGACAGUGAAACUGAGACGCACAUCUGACGGUACUACUGCAGUGUUACAUGUUCAUUUCAAUUUUUUAUAUCAUUUUUGAAUGUAUGAUAAAUGAGAUUUUAGUUCAGGUUUAGUAUCAGGUUGUAUUUUUAAUUACCUCAAAAAACAUCAUGGUGGCGCAGCGGGAUAUUCCGCUAGCACACCGGCACCAAGUUUCUGAACCUCUCGGUUUGAAACUCGGUGUUGCCACCGGUCGGCUGAGUGCCAUCUAGCAGGCAUAGUUGGCAGUGCCUGCAGCAGAUACUAAUUGGCCACCGUAUCUGCAGGGUGGGGGCCGGACAAUGUGUGGGUGGGUGGGUCUUCAUACGCUGUGUAAGGACCCUGAUUGGCUCUCCUUGGAUACAAUCUGGUAUCUCUCAGUAGUGGAAGACGAAAUUGAGUGCUCUAAAUCGGGAGGAAAACAUAUUAAUAAGUAUCUCUUUUAUUUUUAUAUAUAUUUUUUGCAUUUUUCUUUUUUUAUUUUCUAAUAAAUUCAAUUCUAAGCACCCUGGCUUGAGACCCUCACUGGUAGAGGAGGGCUGCAGAUGCCAUUCAGUUCUGCCAUAUAUGGAGGACCAUACUGUACUUUAUGUAUUCCUCUGUCCUGACCAGACUGCUGGAGUUCCCAUGCAGCUGCAAGGAGGUGUAUAUCCAUCUAGCAAAGGAAUAUUAUUAUUUUUGCAGCUUGUACCCACAACCUUGUAUUCAUCAUUCACAGUUCAUGCCUAUAGGUGAGGGCAAAGACAUAAAAUGACCAGCCCACAGAGCUUUGUCCUCUUUUUUGGUGUUUUUUGGGUUACCCUAAUUUCCAGAAACUCUUUUAGUCGUUCAUUUACAAGCUCACUCCACAGUAAAUGUGAUACACAUACCAGACUUGGCACAGUUUUUAUGCAUGAUACCCUUCCUGACCAACUCCUGUUUCUCAGUGCCAGC
Molecule: messenger RNA, 3347 nt
Organism: Trichomycterus rosablanca
Lineage: Eukaryota; Metazoa; Chordata; Actinopteri; Siluriformes; Trichomycteridae
Gene: abcd2
Product: ATP-binding cassette sub-family D member 2
Exons: 11
Coding region: 128-2377 (749 amino acids)
Biological process (GO): fatty acid beta-oxidation; long-chain fatty acid import into peroxisome; peroxisome organization
Cellular component (GO): peroxisomal membrane
Molecular function (GO): long-chain fatty acid transmembrane transporter activity; ATP binding; ATP hydrolysis activity
Source: RefSeq, a predicted model, not a curated record